CGGGCACUUGUCCACCACAGUCACUGACGUUGUGGUGAACUUUGCCGGUGUUGGACUACCCCGGACCCAUACCGUCAGCUCUGUUACAGUCGGAGAGUAUGGGCAGUGUGUUGGCUGCCGCCUCCCCCAGUCCUGCCCCAGCAGCGGCUGGAGGUAGUCAAGGGGUCCAAGGGUUGGCGUCCUUCCCUCCAGGGUUCACGAUGCCCCCACUGUCUUCCGUCCCUCCAACGUCUGGAUCUGGCCAGCAGAUGGCAGAUGCAGACCCCCCACUCCCAAACCCAGGCACAUAUGAGGAGUGCCACCGCAAAUGUAAAGAAGUGUACCCGCUGCAAAUGGAAGGGGUGCGGUUAGUGGUCAACAAGGGCCUAAGUAACCACUUCCAGGUCAGCCACACUGUUACCCUCAGUACCCUUGGCGAUUCUGGUUAUCGAUUUGGUUCCACCUACGUAGGCACUAAACAGACUGGACCAGCAGAGUCGUUUCCAGUCAUGGUUGGAGAUAUGGACAAUACUGGCAGUCUGAAUACCCAGAUCAUCCACCAGCUCGCAUCUGCUGUGCGCACAAAAAUAGCCAUCCAGACUCAGCAGCAUAAGUUUGUCAACUGGCAGUGUGACAUGGAGUGGCGUGGUGAAGACUUCACCUCCGCUGUGACGCUCGGGAAUCCAGAUGUACUUGUUGGAUCUGGCAUUUUGGUGGGCCACUAUCUCCAGUCUAUCACUCCAGCGCUGGCUCUCGGUGGUGAGUUAGUAUACCACAGGAGACCGGGGGAGGAAGGAGCGGUCACCUCCCUCUUAGGCAGAUACACGGGGGACAACUACGUUGCCACAUUGACUUUGGGCGGGGCAGGAGCUCAUGCUACUUACUAUCACAGAGCCAAUGAUCAGUUGCAGAUAGGAGUUGAAUUUGAAGCCAGCACAAAGAUGCAAGACACCACAACAUCCUUGGGUUACCAGUUGGACGUUCCCAAAGCUAACCUGCUCUUUAAAGGCACAGUUGACAGUAACUGGGUGGUUGGGGCGACACUUGAAAAGAAACUGCUGCCUCUGCCUCUCACACUGGCCCUGGGGGCUUUCCUCAACCACCGCAAGAACAAGUUCCAGUGUGGCUUCGGUGUCACCAUUGGCUAGAGGGGUGGAGGCUGCCUGGAGCCAUCUCGCAGGCCACAGCUUGGACAGGCACAGAGACACACAGGAACCUGGACUAAGUUUUAGGAAUUUGAUUCAGAGACUCUCUCACAACUGUGAUUUCUGGGGCAGACGGAGAGACAAAGGCAACUAUAAAGGAGCCAGGACUGGCUGAGCCAUGCCUACAUUCUGUAGCACAAAUGUCUUUCCUUUAUGGUGUAUUGGAUGAACCGAAAGGCUAGAGAGAUGUAUAUCAGAGGGCAUCAGUGAUGCAUGAGAACAUGUGAUGUGCAAAUCAAGUAAGUGGUUAGACAUAAUAUAUGGUGAUCAUGUAUGAUGAUUAAAUAAAUGUGAUAACUUUUUGUAAAA
This is a messenger RNA of Cyclopterus lumpus (lumpfish), 1493 nucleotides long. RefSeq names its product translocase of outer mitochondrial membrane 40 homolog (yeast) (gene tomm40). Bases 99 to 1127 code for a protein of 342 amino acids. Gene Ontology annotation, biological process: protein import into mitochondrial matrix. NCBI's taxonomy places the organism in Eukaryota, Metazoa, Chordata, Actinopteri, Perciformes, Cyclopteridae. Gene Ontology annotation, molecular function: transmembrane protein transporter activity. Gene Ontology annotation, cellular component: mitochondrial outer membrane; mitochondrial outer membrane translocase complex. The record is from RefSeq and is a predicted model, not a curated record. The transcript has 9 exons.